UGGGAUCUGGGCGGCCGCGUCCGGGGCCUAGUUCGGUGGCAGGGACGGGAGUCAGAUCCGGGGCCCGGGCUGGGCCGGAGUGGAAGUGGGAGCCGGAGCCGGAUCUGGACCGAGAUCGCACCCGAGCCGCAACGAAGCGGGAGCAGCGCCGGGGCCGAGCCACUCCCAAUGUACAGCCAUGGAUGAGGACAGUCAGGACGAGCUGAUCCACAGGGUCCGUGGGCAGCGCGGAGGAGGCGGGGGCCGAGGGGGCCGGCGCCACCUGGAAGUGUUCAGCGAGGAGGAGGACGACAGCAGUGAGCAGGGCCCAAGCGGAGCCUCUGGGGACGACCCUGACAGCAGCAGCAGUGAGGAGGAGGAGGAGGAGGAUGGAGAGGAAGGCUCCGAUUGGGAGAGUUCUGAAGAUGAUGGCGACUCUACAGAGGGAGAAGGGCCAGAGGCGGCUUUGGGGACCACCCCAGAGCCCCCCAAAGGACAGCCAGAGCCUCUAGCCGGGGCAGGUGUCAGCUCCGAUGAGGAUGCCGAGAGCUGCCCCAUCUGCCUCAAUGUGUUCAGGGGCCAGGCGGUGGGCACCCCAGAGAACUGCGCCCACUACUUCUGCCUCGACUGUAUAGUGGAGUGGUCCAAGAAUGCCAACUCUUGCCCCGUGGAUCGAAUUCUCUUUAAGUGGAUUUGCAUUCGGGCAAGAUUCGGCGGCAAAGUCUUGAAAAAGAUCCCUGUGGAGAGUCAAAAGGCCCUCCAGGCUGAGGAGGAGGAAGAAGACCCAACCUUCUGUGAGGUGUGUGGCCGGAGCGACCGGGAGGAUCGGCUGCUGCUCUGUGAUGGCUGUGACGCCGG
Gracilinanus agilis (Agile Gracile Mouse Opossum) is the source of this 837-nucleotide messenger RNA. RefSeq names its product PHD and RING finger domain-containing protein 1-like. The record is from RefSeq and is a predicted model, not a curated record. The annotation marks the transcript as partial. NCBI's taxonomy places the organism in Eukaryota, Metazoa, Chordata, Mammalia, Didelphimorphia, Didelphidae. The transcript has 6 exons.